Symsagittifera roscoffensis is the source of this 2327-nucleotide messenger RNA. RefSeq names its product BTB/POZ domain-containing protein 1-like. The record is from RefSeq and is a predicted model, not a curated record. The transcript is spliced from 5 exons. Gene Ontology annotation, biological process: neurogenesis. Bases 3 to 2036 code for a protein of 677 amino acids. Lineage: Eukaryota; Metazoa; Xenacoelomorpha; Acoela; Convolutidae. Gene Ontology annotation, cellular component: cytosol; P-body. Gene Ontology annotation, molecular function: protein binding.
UCAUGGAUGAGACAUCAGAGGCGAUCAGUUUAAUAGAGUCGCCUGAAAGUAACAACCAAGCAAUGACUGACUCCGCUUCGGAAGACGAGCAAACUGUUUCCUCUACCACAUCCACGACAACAAUUGCUAGUUCGGUUUCCACUCACACACGUGUCCCUCCCGCAGUAGCCAUCGCACGACAGGUUUCCCUCUCAUCUCCUCACAUGACGAGACCGAGAGCUAAUAUGAACGUAUCCAAUGUAUCCUCAAGUAUCCCUGCUAACUCACACCCCCAAAUGAACAGGAAGAGAUCCUCUCCUAAUCGUCAGUCGGGUUCAAAUGGAUCUCCCUCGGCCAUAUCGAGCAGCGGUGACCACAUUCGAACCCCGCAUCGCAACUCAAACGGAACCAGUAGCUCCAAUGAGUCGCUUGUCGGUUUGGUCAGUACAAGUACGAAAUGCUCUUCGCCGGCAAAAAAUCACGCUCCGAGGAACCGCAACCACCAUUUAGCUGCGAAUAGGUCUGCAAAUGGAGGCGCUCAGAGUAGCUCAAGCGCUCCAUCGCUCCCGGUUGCACUUCACCAAAGUGCGUCCGUCCCGUCGUCUGGAGACCGAAUCGUUCCCGUAAGUUCGUCGGCUGCUGGCUCCCAAAGCGUCCCGUUCUUCAUUAAUGUAACUCCAGUACACGGAGAUGGGCCAGAGGAAGGCAGUGCGGAUAGUUCUCCGUCUGAAACGAAUUUAACGACAUCGAGAACCCAGGCGUCAAUUCAUAAUUGGCAGUCUAUGAAAAUGAGCAUGGCAGAACGCCUUGCAUUUCUCUUCAAUAAUGAGACUCUAAGUGACGUUAAGUUUCUAGUGGGACGUGGAUCGGCGCAACAGAGAAUUCCCUCGCAUAAGUUUAUACUCUCAAUUGGCAGUGCAGUGUUUAAUGCCAUGUUCAAUGGAUCUAUGGCUACUAACGCUAGUGAAAUUGACCUCCCGGACGUGGAACCAGCUGCUUUUAUGUUUCUCCUCAAGUUUCUAUAUACAGAUGAGGCGCAAAUUGGCCCCGACACUGUAAUGACUACACUGUACACUGCCAAGAAGUAUGCUGUACCCGCCCUUGAAUGCCAAUGCGUCGAUUUCCUCAAACGAAAUCUUAACGCCGAAAAUGCGUUCAUGCUUUUGUCACAAGCUCGGUUGUUCGACGAACAGCAACUCGCUGAUUUAUGCCUGGAGACUAUAGAUAAAUGUACAACUGAGGCUAUAAAUGCUGAGGGGUUUGUAGACAUUGACCUUGAGACACUGUGCUCCGUGCUUCGUCGGGAUACUCUGUCAAUACGAGAGUGCAAGUUGUUCCAAGCCAUCGUUCGUUGGGCCGAUGAGGAAUGUCAACGACAACAAAUCGCGUCGACUGCAGAGAACAAACGACAAGUGCUGGGAGAAGCGACGACUCUGAUUCGGUUCCCUCUCAUGUCGGUCGAGGAGUUCGCUUCAUGUGCACAGACGAAGAUUCUGCAAGACAAGGAGAUAGUCAAUCUGUUUUUGUAUUUCACGUGCAAUCCGAAGCCGAAGGUGGAGUUUGUGGAUCGACCCAGGUGUUACUUGUCUGGAUGUGAAUAUACUCUGACCAGGUUCAAACAGGUCGACUGCAGGUGGGGAUACAGUGGCACUCCGGACAAGAUAAGGUUCCGAGUAAACCAGAAGAUCCACAUUGUUGGACUGGCACUGUAUGGCUCCACCCAAUUGCCAAUGGAGUACCAAGUCAGCAUUCAGAUCGCACACGAUGAGAGCGGCAAAGUAUGUGGUGACAACGACACCAGUUUCUCCUCGGAUGGUUCCUCCAACACCUUCCGAGUGAUGUUCCGGGAACCAGUGGAAGUCAGACCCCACGCCUCAUACACGGCAUCCGCGACAAUAGCUGGCGCAGACAGCCACUACGGGACGAAAGGGAUGCGCAAGGUGCACAUAGACACUCCUGAUGGGAAGAUAGUGUUCCACUUCCAGCACUCGCCAGGGAACAACAACGGCACCUCAGUAGAGGACGGACAGAUCCCACAGUUCAUUUUCUACACCUGAGGAACAGAAUGAACACAACUACAGACAGAAUGAAAUUAAAUAAAUAAAUAAACUACUAACCAGCCAGCUCAGGUGCAUGAAAGGGAAAGGAAAAAAAACAAAAAGUAAGGAGCUAAAGAACUCAAGGAGAGCCUUGUGACAGAAAAACCGAAUGAUCAAAAAUUAUAUCAGCCACUGAAGUUUCACUAUUUGAAUGUCGGAAGCAAAUAUUACAAUUAAAUGAGAGCUUUCGACGGUUUUUUGGUUGGAUAAUUCUACUAAAUAAAUAAAACAACAAUUAAAACUAUUAUA